CCCCCAGAAUAAAAGAUCAGCGCUCCUCCGCCGCGCGGCCUCCGUUUCCGAUGGAUCCUUUAACCCUCCUCCGGGAAUACACCAUCAGCAACUCACUCGACCGAAUCGUCCGAGUCAACGAUGAUUUCCGCUUCGGCUCCGACUACUCCUUCCCCGCCACCAUCGAGACCACCUACCGCUCCAAGCACGUGCAGCAGACGCGCCGCUACACCCUCGAAACCCUAGUCCACUUCAUCACCAAUCACCACCUCAAGCACACCGAAUACAUCCAGAAUGCCCGCGCCCUCCGCAUCCCCGCCGUCACUCUCCCCGACCGGAAGCCGCUCCUCGAUUACCUCACCGGGAAAGUUCAAUCCUCCGAUUCAAUUGUCCCCCUCGAUUUCCCCAACAUUAACCCCCAAUUUAGCAACGUAGAUCGCAGCUUGCAGUACGAGGCGGGCGAUGCUGUGGGUUUGGACGGCGGGACUAGUUUGAUUGAGCUGAUUAGGGCGAAGGAGAGGCCAAUUAGGGAUAAGGAGGCAAUGCUGGUCUUCAAAAAACGUGAUUUCUACAGCGUGCUCACCUCGGCGUUGAAGAGGGAUGAGGAGAGGCAGCGGAUGGAGGCGCUGCAGAGGAAGGAUAACAUUGUGGCGAAGAAUCGGAUUGAGAGUAGAGGGUUUGGUGUGGGUGAGGAGGCGACUAAGAUGCGGAAGAUUGGGGAAGGGGUUCCAAUCAUUUUGGUCCCAAGCGCAUUUUCGACUUUGAUCACAAUAUAUAAUGUGAAGGAGUUUUUGGAAGAUGGGGUUUUUAUUCCCACUGAUGUGAAGCUGAAGCAGAUGAAAGGGGGGAAGCCUGAUUGUGUGACGGUGCAGAAGAAGUUCAGUAGGGAUCGCGUGGUGACAGCUUACGAGGUGAGGGACAAGCCCUCUGCUCUGAAGAGCGAUGAUUGGGAUCGUGUGGUUGCAGUUUUUGUGCUUGGGAAAGAGUGGCAGUUCAAAGACUGGCCUUUUAAGGACCACGUUGAGAUCUUUAAUAAAAUUCUUGGGUUCUUCAUGCGCUUUGAGGAUGACAGUGUGGAAUCAGCCAAAGUUGUGAAGCAGUGGAAUGUCAAGAUUAUUUCGAUUAGCAAAAAUAAGCGACAUCAGGACAGAGCUGCAGCUCUGGAGGUGUGGGAUAAACUUGAAGAAUUUAUGCGAUCUCGAUCUCGUUAGAGGGUCAGGAGGUUGGAAAAAGGAAACAAUUCUAGGUUGCAUGAUGAGGGCAACAUUACGGACUAUGUGACCUGGAAUUGUCAUUUUAAUUUAUUUAUGGUUUAUAUUCUUAGCUACAAGUUGAAGUAGUAGCAUAUGUCAGAAUUUCAUUCGAGAGGCUAAUUGAUUCUUAUCAGCUCGUUUGCAUAAGCCGGAAUUUCAUAUUGUGCUCACUCGUCGUCGUCCUGGUAGUUGCCAUUUCGCAUUCAAAUUUUUCUGCCUUUGAACUGUUAUGCAACUGUGGUGAUAGAUGAGAAUAAGAAUAUUUACCGUCUGACCUGUAAAAUAAGUUUCAUGAUGGGAUGAUGCGU
This is a messenger RNA of Salvia splendens (bonfire salvia), 1540 nucleotides long. RefSeq names its product protein CDC73 homolog. Gene Ontology annotation, molecular function: RNA polymerase II complex binding. Gene Ontology annotation, biological process: positive regulation of transcription elongation by RNA polymerase II; transcription elongation by RNA polymerase II. The transcript has 4 exons. Bases 51 to 1190 code for a protein of 379 amino acids. Gene Ontology annotation, cellular component: Cdc73/Paf1 complex. The record is from RefSeq and is a predicted model, not a curated record. NCBI's taxonomy places the organism in Eukaryota, Viridiplantae, Streptophyta, Magnoliopsida, Lamiales, Lamiaceae.